This is a messenger RNA of Rotaria sordida, 960 nucleotides long. The record is from the annotation of a GenBank genome assembly. Lineage: Eukaryota; Metazoa; Rotifera; Eurotatoria; Philodinida; Philodinidae.
AUGACUAAGGAUCGAUUGCCUGCUUUGCGGGCGGCUCAACAUGGUGAAGACAGCGAUCCAGAUGCUGCCUAUGUUGCCAUUAAUAUGGAAGAUAAUAGUCGAUUUAUGUCCGAUUUUUUUGCUCAUAUCGAUUCAUUACGUACAAAUAUUGAUAAAAUAAGUGAACUUGUUGAAGAAGUUAAACGUCUUCAUUCAACAAUAUUAGCUGCACCACAAGCUGAUGAUCGAACGAAAGAAGAACUUGAAGAAAAAAUGGCUGAUAUUAAAAAAAUAGCUAAUGAUGUUCGAUUAAAAUUAAAAAAAUUGGAACAAGAACAAGAACAAGAACAAUCACAACCAUUAACAAACAAAACUCAAGCACAAUUACGAAUUGAAAAAUCACAGUUAUUUGUUUUAACACAACAAUUUCGUGAUGUGAUGAAUAAUUAUAAUCAAGUUCAGUUGGGUUAUCGACAAAAAUGCAAAGAGAGAAUACAGCGACAGCUUGAGAUCACCGGACGAUCCGUGACUGAAGGAGAAGUUGAAGAAAUGCUUGAAUCUGGCAAUCCAGCCGUAUUUACACAAGGCAUUAUGGUUGAAACAGCACAAGCUAAACAAUCGCUUGCUGAUAUUGAAGCUCGACAUGGUGAUAUUAUGAAAUUAGAAAAAAGUAUAAGAGAAUUACAUGAUAUGUUUAUUGAUAUGGCUGCUCUUGUUCAGACACAAGGUGAAAUGAUUGAUCGAAUUGAAUAUAAUGUUGUGCAAUCAGAAAAUUUUGUCAAAGCUGCAAGUACAGAUACUAAAAAAGCUGUUAAAUUUCAAAGUGCAGCUCGACGGAAAAAAAUUCUACUUAUUCUAUGUUUAAUUAUAACGGUGGUUAUUAUCGUACUUAUACUUGUGAUUUAUUUUGUCGUAAACAAAAAGAAUUCCUCGUCCAAUCCUGAUCCAACAAGUACAGCAGCACCUAGUGGAACAGGAUAG